Theileria annulata is the source of this 1242-nucleotide messenger RNA. RefSeq lists its product as uncharacterized. The record is from RefSeq and is a predicted model, not a curated record. Bases 1 to 1242 code for a protein of 413 amino acids. Lineage: Eukaryota; Apicomplexa; Aconoidasida; Piroplasmida; Theileriidae. The transcript has 3 exons.
AUGGUAUUACAAAAAUUAGUGAAUAGUACUAAUGUUGUAUUUCAUAUGCUUGAUUUACAACCUUAUGCUAUGGUACUUCCUAUGGAUAAACAUACCAGUGAUAAAAAUAAAUUAAAAAUCUUCUCUAAAAUACUUAAAAACAAUCCAGACACUUAUUCUAUUUAUAAAUCACAUAAUAUUCAAUUUUAUAAUAUCAAUACUAAUACUACCGGUACUAUGAGUAAUGGUGUUACCGAUGUUACUAAUUCUACUGGUAUUACUACUACUACUGGACCUAUAGGUACUAGGUUCGAAUCCAAAUUUAAUAAUACUCUAAAUAAUGAAGAAGAUAUAGAUAUAUCAAAUGAUAUGGAAAAAAAUGUUAAAUUGGAACAUUUAAAAAUUAAACAAACUACUAAUAGUGGAGAUGUGGAAAAUAUAUUUAUGGGUGUGAAGAGAUUUUUGGAUCGUUUGGAUUCUGAGAAUAUAAUUGGAUGUAUGAUAAUUUUAGCUCAAAAGAGUAGUGAUAGAACAUCGAUUUCACCAAUUGCAGGUGGAAUUGUUGAAGUUUUUGAUGAUUAUGAACGAUCGAUACAGACCCUUUGGCUCAAUAAUAACAUUUCUAAUUAUGUAAAUUUCAUUAAUCUCAAGGGUAAGAAAAAUGCAAGAAAAUUAAUUACUAAUUUGGAUGAUCAAAUUUUAUCGAAAAUCGUCUUGUCUACUUUAACCUUAAGAUUAUGUGCACAUGCAUAUCAAAUGACACUUCCAAAUUCUAAACGUAUACAACAUAAAUCAAGACUUAUUUCUAUUUAUCAUCAAAUGGGUCAGACUUUUCCACAUUUCGCUUAUAAUUUUAUUAAAGAAGAGAUGCAAUUUUCUAAACAUUAUGAAAUCAAUCAUUUAUCUAUUAAACAUAAUGAUAAUCCUAAAAUUCCAUGUAGAUGUUUAAAACCAAUUUAUGAUAAUUUUGAUGGAACGAAUCAAAUGAUUGGAACAACAAUAAAUAUUGAAACAGAUUUAAAUAGUUUUGGAAAUGAUAAUUUAUUGUUCUUUGGAAUAACAGAGAGCAGAUUUACAGGAAUGUAUAACAGUACAUAUGAGAACAUUUUAAUAGGAUUUAUGAACCUGCUGAGCGGGAAAUUAAGCGACAUCUCAAAGAUCGAACGCUUCGAAACUCUCAAUUAUUAUGAAGAGGAAGAUGAUUACAAAACUAAAAGACAUAAAGUUAAUUUUAGAAGUAAAAGAUUACAAAAUAGAAUUUAA